CUCCUGGUGCGUGUAUUAGCAGCACGCCCUGAUAGAUAUCAGAGAGAGAUACCAUCGGCCCUGCAGGCGAGCACUCGGAUCUGUUAGAUAUCUCUUUCUCUUACGGUAACCGGGGAGACAGGCUGACCAAUGCGACACAAACAACUUCAGAUAUACCCCAGGAUAUUUCAGACUCGUAUGCAGAGGAACUUUCAUUUGUCCCCCGGAGGCUUUUCUUUCUGUCGCCAAUAAGUUUACCUGGAAUUCCCGUCUGCCUGUCUGCCCGUCUGCCUGCCUGCCUGCCUGCCCGCCUGCCCGCCCGCCCGCCUGCCUGCCUGCCCGUCUGCCUGCCUGCCUGCCGGUCUGGUUGCAGCGGUCACAUCAAACCAACUGGCUGGUUGAUCAUGAGCAUGAAAACGCGCUGCUGGAUGUUCCACAUGUUUCUCUGCUUGGGAAUAGUGUAUUUGAAAAUAGGGGUUUUUUCGUCCGUGGUGGCAUUAGGCGCCAGUAUCAUCUGUAACAAGAUCCCGGGUUUAGCUCCUCGACAGCGGACGAUCUGUCAGAGCCGACCGGACGCCAUUAUAGUGAUCGGAGAAGGAGCUCAGAUGGGCAUCGAUGAAUGCCAGUUUCAGUUUAAACACGGACGGUGGAACUGUUCUGCCCUGGGACAGAGGACCGUAUUUGGAAAAGAGCUGAAAGUGGGUAGUAAAGAGGCAGCGUUUACCUAUGCCAUCAUCGCCGCAGGUGUGGCCCAUGCCAUCACAGCAGCGUGUACCCAGGGGAAGCUGUCCGACUGCGGCUGUGAUAAGGACAAGCAGGGGACCUACAGCCAGGACGAGGGCUGGAAGUGGGGAGGUUGCUCGGCUGACGUGAGCUAUGGCCUGGGGUUCUCUAAGGUCUUCGUAGACGCGCGAGAGAUCAAACAGAACGCCAGAACUUUAAUGAACCUCCACAACAACGAGGUGGGACGCAAGAUCCUGGAGAAGAGUAUGCGUUUGGAGUGUAACUGUCAUGGAGUGUCGGGAUCCUGCACCACUAGGACGUGUUGGACCAGGCUGCCGAUGUUCCGCCAGCUGGGGUACAUGCUGAGGGACAAGUACAACCAGGCCGUGCACGUCGAACCGGUACGCGCCACGCGACACAAACGACCCACCUUCCUGAAGGUCAAGAAGGCCCACUCUUACAGGAAGCCCACGGAAACAGACUUGGUGUACGUAGAGAGGAGCCCUAACUACUGCGAGGCUGACCUGGUCACGGGCAGCGUGGGUACUCACGGGAGGUCUUGUAACAAGACAGCCCAGCAGACUAAUGGCUGUGACCUGUUGUGUUGUGGACGAGGCUACGACACUCACCUGUACUCUAGAGUCUGGCAGUGCAACUGCCACUUUCUCUGGUGCUGCUAUGUGAAGUGUAAUACCUGCAGAGAGAGGACAGAGGUAUACACCUGUAAAUAAGGGUAAUAUGUGGGUUACAGUGUCUUAUCAUUUGG
This is a messenger RNA of Salmo salar (Atlantic salmon), 1468 nucleotides long. It is a transcript of the gene wnt7aa, whose product is annotated as wingless-type MMTV integration site family, member 7Aa. Gene Ontology annotation, biological process: neuron differentiation; canonical Wnt signaling pathway; cell fate commitment. NCBI's taxonomy places the organism in Eukaryota, Metazoa, Chordata, Actinopteri, Salmoniformes, Salmonidae. The record is from RefSeq and is a predicted model, not a curated record. Gene Ontology annotation, molecular function: frizzled binding; cytokine activity. Gene Ontology annotation, cellular component: extracellular region.